Molecule: messenger RNA, 1701 nt
Organism: Patiria miniata (bat star)
Lineage: Eukaryota; Metazoa; Echinodermata; Asteroidea; Valvatida; Asterinidae
Product: serine/threonine-protein kinase 35-like
Exons: 1
Coding region: 470-1477 (335 amino acids)
Biological process (GO): mitotic DNA damage checkpoint signaling; protein phosphorylation
Cellular component (GO): nucleus; cytoplasm
Molecular function (GO): protein serine/threonine kinase activity; ATP binding
Source: RefSeq, a predicted model, not a curated record
UAGAACUAAUGUAUGCAGCGCAGGGAUAAUUCUGGGAAGACCAGGAAACGGUUUUGCGUAACGAUAUGUAGACCCACAUCAAUUGUUGUCAAGAUUCAUAUGUAGACCCACAUCAAUUGUUGCCAUGUGCCUAGAGCGACCAGGAGUAUGCAAUAUUCAUAUUUACUCUACAUAGUUUACUGUGGUUCGUUAGAGUAAUACAAAAGUGUUUAAUGUAAGGGAAGGGCAGAGGUAACCCAGACAGCGGUGACCAGGCCUUGUCUGGCAGCGCUCCGGAACUAAUUCUGGGUCAACAAAGAAUUAACGAGAAGGAAAAUUCUUGUAAUGGCGUCCGAAGUGGAAAGAAUGUAAGAGUUACAUGUAAGCAGGCAGAAUCUCUCUUGAAUACGGUGGAAAUCGUGGUGAAUACAUUUUGUAUGUGAUCAGUAUCCUGAACAUUGAACAAAAAGCUGUUUCUCAGUGUGCCAAAAUGUCUGACUCGCUGAUACUGAGAGCCGAGUUUUCGAUUGAAAAGAUGUUGGGAGCAGGGGCCUUUGGUGAGGUCCACCUUGGGCGAGAGCUACAAACUAACAACCUGCGUGCUCUGAAGAUCCUGCCCCUGACAGGAAGUGCCAUAGAUGAAAUUAAAGCCCUUUGUAGGCUUUCUGCAGAACAUGACAACAUCAUCAUUUAUGAUCGAGCCAUCAAAGUCGAUGAUGGUAAGGUUUGUCUGGUCAUGGAGUAUUGCUGUGGGGGUGAUCUCAAUGACUUCUUGUUGUCACACACACGGGAGCCUCAGCGAGACCUACGAUUCAUGAGGCAGAUUGCCUCAGCUGUGGCUUUCCUUCAUGCCAACGGCAUCAUACAUCGCGACCUGAAACCAGACAACAUUCUACUCACAGCAGAUGGUACCCUGAAAGUUGGUGAUUUCGGCCUCGCUAAAUUAGCCUCAGACUCCAAACAAGGGGGCAGUCUUCAAAACUACUACAUGAAGUCUUUCCGUGGCCACCGAUUUUUCGUGGCCCCAGAAGUUCUAGAUAAACGCUAUACCGAGAAGUCUGAUGUAUUUCUAAUGGGAGAAAUAUUUGUCUGCAUGCUAAAACGCAAGGUUCUACUUCUACCACCAUCUAACAGUUCAGUAUUCGUGCCCUCUUACAUUGGAGACCCGGACUUAUUUUCAAGUUUGAAAGGUAUCGGAGAAGCUAUUCAUCAUGGGGAAGUGGACCGAUGUGAACUUUCUGAUGAGUCAACCAUUGAAAUAAGCCCGAAGCUACGUGCCUUUAUUGACAAAAUGUUACUGAAAGAUUAUCAUGGACGUCCAACGGCGGCUGAAGUGAAGCAUUAUGUGUUUACCACUACACAAUCCCCGCCAUACACAAUCCUUGCUGGAGGAGAAGUUUGCAGCAGGAUUGCUUCUCCUAUUGCUCCUCCUAGGCCUACUGCAUCUGGCGCAGCGCUCAAGGGAGGCUACACGUUAGAAAAGGUUCUUCAGCUAUGAGUACGAAGUAAACUAUGGAAGUCUGAGAUCAGAGCAGAUGAACUGGAAUCUGUAGAAAUCUGGAAGGAAUGUACAACAUGUAUGGAUACACAUCUGCAUGAUCCAAACUCAACCAAAAUUAAUGUUGUCUUUAGAAAAAAACAUAUACAAAUGAAGUCUGUAAUGAGCUUCGAUAAAAUCCCUGUAUAAUCACACUAAAACACAAGGAGCGUUGUUCACUGCUG